Molecule: messenger RNA, 1228 nt
Organism: Crotalus tigris (Tiger rattlesnake)
Lineage: Eukaryota; Metazoa; Chordata; Lepidosauria; Squamata; Viperidae
Gene: CFAP68
Product: chromosome unknown C11orf1 homolog
Exons: 4
Coding region: 354-887 (177 amino acids)
Cellular component (GO): nucleus
Source: RefSeq, a predicted model, not a curated record
AUGAUGGGCAAGAAAAAAGUAACAACAUGAAGACACGGCAGAAAAGAGACUGGGACAUAGUCAUGCCACGCUGGUGGGCAAAGGGGCCAAAGCUCUUAGUGCCCACCUCUCUUGGCAAGAUGCAGUUUGGGAUAAAAGCCUCUUAUCCCAGCUGAGGACAGUGACGUCAGCCCUAGCCCAUGAUGAGGAGAUUACAUCACAAACUAAGCAAAUUAGGGGUUUUUUGGCUGCCUGCUCCAGGUCCUCAUCCCCUUGGCACUUUUAAAAGCCAUUGAUAGCUUUCACACCCAGGUCACUGAGGUGUUCCAUUUUUCUGAGAUCUUCCAACUGAGAACGGGAAAACUGGCAAGAAAAUGUGGGAUUUGGACGAAACCAGUAGUUCCAACAUUAGCACUACAACUUCUGAUUCUGAGGACAUGUCCCUGUCGUGCUUCUUUAACCCUCUUCAUGGCUGCUUGCUCCACGCAGACGGCCACGGGGAGGUGUGGACAGACUGGAACAGCACAUCCAAGUUCUUCCAGUAUGGGUGGAGGUGCACCACCAAUGAGGACAUGUAUACCAACAAAACCCUCUUGGGGAACUGGAAUGAGGAGCGUUACGAUAUCCAGAAAAGGAGGCAACUCAAACCUCUUCCUUCCCAGUACGGUCACUAUUUCGAGUCCACGUACGGGUCAGACUAUUCCAAGGAAAUGCCUCGCAGAUUAAGAAGGGUGACGCGAGAGCCUCACUGGUUCCCCGGACACCAGCCUGAGCUGGAGCCCCCUCCGAUCAAGCCCACCGCUCGGUCGUGCUACAUGAUCGACUACGAGCCUCCGCACGGCAGGGCAGUCUGCUCUCUGGCCGAAGGAAAGCCCAAGGCAGCAGAGGAAACGCCGCUGAAGCAGUAGGCUGCUGCUCCAGGAUCACCUGGGGGGGGGGAAAUCUCUGCUGGGAGGUCUCCUCGCCCUACCACGAAGACUAGAAGUCCGCUUGCUGGGCGGAAGUUCCUAAAAUAAAAGAAAUGCAUGCCAGGAGACCCUCCACACCUUUGUGUUUCCGUUCUGGUUCCUUCCUGGCUUUGUGUGGGGCUCUCUUAGCAGGUCCACCACUGGAUUAAACCCUCGGUGCAGGACCGAGCCUUCGCUAAGGUUGAAAUUGGCCUUGAAGACUGAGGGGGGAAGCUCCCACCUGUUUAUUUGUUAGUAAAAAGUGCCUAUCUUUGCACAGAUAAAUAAAGAAGAAAAACCAA